AUGGCUGUUGUGGGAGAAUGGAGGUUCAGUCGGAUCCACUGUGACAUUCUGCUCACGCUGGACGUCAUGAUGUGCACCGCAAGCAUCCUCAACCUGUGUGCCAUCAGCAUCGACAGGUACACAGCCGUGGCCAUGCCGUUACUCUACAACACGCGCUACAGCUCCAGAAGACGCGUGGCUCUGAUGAUCGCUGUCGUCUGGUUCCUGUCCUUCGCCAUCUCCUGCCCGCUGCUGUUCGGACUCAACAACACAGCCAGUCAGGAAGGGAGAGACUGCAGUUUUGCCGACCCUGCUUUCGUGGUUUACUCGUCUGUUGCUUCCUUUUACGUGCCCUUCAUUGUGACCCUGCUGGUGUAUGUGCAGAUCUGCGUGGUGCUGCGCAGACGGGGCAGACGCACCGCACCUUCACGCAAACACGGCCUCCAUCCAGAGCCCAGAGAUGCACAGAGAUCCCGCAAGAAUAAAUGCACUCAUCCUGAAGAUGUGAAGUUGUGCACUUUAAUAGUGAAGCCUCCUCCAGCUGCUCCACAACGCAAGAAAGUGACGCUGGUAAAGGAGGCUGUGGUUCAUCCUCUGGACGUGGAGCCCGUGUGUUUUCUGAAUCCGGACAGAGAUCAGCAGCAGCAGUCUGUGUUGGUGGCUCCCAGUCCAGCGCUCUCGGGCCCCGGCCCUCGCAGGGCCACGGCGCAGGAGAACACACACACACGCCACGGAUGGAGGGACAGAAACACAGACCGAGAGAAAGGAGCGGCGGCGAAGGAGAGAGCGAGAGGAAGACUGUCACAGCAGAAGGAGAGGAAGGCCACGCAGAUGCUGGCCAUCGUUUUAGGCGUCUUCAUCAUCUGCUGGCUUCCUUUCUUCCUCACACACGUUCUGAAGGCUCACUGCGGCAGCUGCUGCAUCUCUCCGUUGCUCUACAGCGCCGUCACGUGGCUGGGUUACCUCAACAGCGCCGUCAACCCCGUCAUCUACACCACCUUCAACAUCGAGUUCCGCAAGGCCUUCAUUAAAAUCCUGCACUGCUGA
Sinocyclocheilus grahami is the source of this 1026-nucleotide messenger RNA. It is a transcript of the gene drd2l, whose product is annotated as dopamine receptor D2 like. The transcript has 7 exons. Gene Ontology annotation, molecular function: dopamine neurotransmitter receptor activity, coupled via Gi/Go; G protein-coupled receptor activity. Lineage: Eukaryota; Metazoa; Chordata; Actinopteri; Cypriniformes; Cyprinidae. The record is from RefSeq and is a predicted model, not a curated record. Gene Ontology annotation, biological process: negative regulation of cytosolic calcium ion concentration; negative regulation of voltage-gated calcium channel activity; adenylate cyclase-inhibiting dopamine receptor signaling pathway. Gene Ontology annotation, cellular component: glutamatergic synapse; plasma membrane; presynaptic membrane. Bases 1 to 1026 code for a protein of 341 amino acids.